GGACAGUGGUCCAGGCACACACUCAGUAAAAAUUGACUUCCUGUAACGAAACUGGAAGAUAUCGAUAUUUUGAUUUAAUGUUAGCCUUUAUUUCAUCAAUAUUUCUGAAUGCAACUGUUAUUUGAAGCUCUUGGGUUCUGCAUUCUGCACAAAACAGGCUUUUGAAUAAUUCAGUUCCUGACCUUUUAUGUUUUAAGCUGCAUCUGUUUGUGCUCCACCAAGUAGGCUAGCUUCUGUGGCUAACUGUGUCAGCCUCCAUAGAUUUCUUCUGCACACAGAGCGGUAGGCUGUUAGCUGAUUGUUUUGCGUUCUGUUGACAAAACAUCAACAAAAGGCUACGUGAUUGCUUUCUAAGGCAGGUAAAUCCAAAAAUAUGAGCGCAGAAGCCUCAAACCCAGCCGCCACACCCACUCCCUGUGAAGACACUCAGGGAGAUGGACGGUGGAUGUCUCAGCACGUCCGCUUUGUUUCUGAGAGCAAAGAUAGAGAGCCUGAUGUCUUGUUUGUGGGAGACUCUCUUGUUCAGCUCAUGCAUCAGUUUGGGAUAUGGCGGCAGUUGUUCUCUCCUCUUCAUUGCCUUAACUUCGGAAUUGGUGGAGAUGCAACCCAACAUGUGCUGUGGAGACUGAGCAAUGGGGAACUGGAUAACAUCAGCCCAAAGGUCGUAGUGCUUUGGGUUGGCACGAACAAUCACGGUCACACAGCUGAACAGGUUGCUGGUGGUAUCAUGGCAAAUGUCCAAAUCAUCCACAACAAGCUCCCCCAUGCCCACACGCUUGUGCUUGGUGUACUUCCCAGAGGUAGAAUGCCAAACUCUCUACGAGAACGAAACGCCAAGGUGAACAAGCUAGUCCAGGAUGCCUUAUCGUCUCUUUCCCAUGCCUCCUUCUUUAACGUGGAUCCAGGUUUUGUCCUCUCUGAUGGAAGCAUCUCCCAUCAGGAUAUGUACGACUACCUUCACCUGACCGCUCACGGAUAUCAGGCUGUGUGUGAACCCCUGCAUGCUCAGAUUAAGUCCCUGUUAGAAAAACCAGCAGAGAACUGAGUAUCCAGCUUGGAAACAUUCACUACCACAGUGGUCUUCGUCCCUGUUUCCAGAGAGCAUUGCCCUCAGCUUUAUAAGGCUUUGGAUGUUGAAAAAAAUCAGCUAAUUAAAGGGCUAAGAGCAGCAUUUAAUCUGUAUAAGGCUUCUCUAUAACCAGGGUUGGUGACCACUGUAUAAGCGGACCAUAAGGUUUUUUGUGUUUACAAUACAAAGAUGAGAUGUGUUGUGCUAUAGAGAGAGUGUGUCCUUGAAACCCUUUAGCUUCGUAUUCCAUCCCUUUUAGGUUUUUGGCAUGAAAUUUAUCAUUCUAUUGUUACCAAAUACAUGGACGAACAUGACAACAGCAUCUCCAGGGUUCAGAUGACACUACAGGUAAAAAGACAUUAGAUCAACUUUCAUCAUCAGUUACUCUGAUUAAAGAUUGUUGAAGUAGGCACCAACUUUCCAGUUUAAUCAAUUCAUUCUCCUGUCAAAACAUUAAACUGCAAUGUAAAAAGCUUUGUCCACAACUAAGUGUUGCACGUUUCAUCCCUUUUGCUCCAUGAACUCUCAUGAACUAUUGGAGAAUAAUGUAAUUUUCUGAUGGAAAAAAUUCACUACUGCACUGCCUUUCUGACAGAACUGAAGCAAGAUCCAGUUGAAAAUGGUUUGAAACCCCUGGGAUUUGUGCCAGAAUUUGCAUGCAUGCUAGAAACCACUGCCCCUCACAUUUGAGCUAUCGUUUCUUUGUAUCACAAGUUUCUAUGAAUCGGUUUUAAUUUUUUUUUUUUGAAUUUGUCUUGGUGGUUUAAGAAGCAUUAAAGUUUGAUUUGCUUUAUGUUGAACCAGGAAUGUUUUCAUGAAAUGUUCACAGAAACGAACUGGGAAACAACCAUCAUUCAUGAUGUAAAUUCAAAAAAAUGCUUUUUCUGCUUUGAAAAUGUCUGUCUUUACUGUGAUUUUUUUUUUUUUUUCCUUUUGUAUAUGUUAAGUCCUAUGAACAAAACGUUGUCUGUGUGGCAAAUAGUUUACCAGUCAGUUUAUUUUACAUUAUGUCAUGUUAUCUCUUUGCCUUUAUACCUUUUUCUCCUCACCUAUUGUAAUGGCAGAAUAGUUCCAUGUUAGUGGCUGUAUAUAUCUUGUGGUCAUAAAUGUAUUAGUUGCUUGUGCUUCAAAUUUGAACUUUUCUGCAACAUAAUGGCUAACUCGCCCCUUUGAAAUGCUUUACUUCACACUAUGAUGCUUGGGAGCCACUGAAUAAGGAAGGUGCCACAGAAAAAUGAAAUGGUCCAGGAUGACAAAAUGUGCAAGUGAUGAAAGAAAUGCAUUAAACUUCCAAACACUGA
Molecule: messenger RNA, 2370 nt
Organism: Girardinichthys multiradiatus
Lineage: Eukaryota; Metazoa; Chordata; Actinopteri; Cyprinodontiformes; Goodeidae
Gene: pafah1b3
Product: platelet-activating factor acetylhydrolase, isoform Ib, gamma subunit
Exons: 5
Coding region: 374-1045 (223 amino acids)
Source: RefSeq, a predicted model, not a curated record